Messenger RNA from Olea europaea var. sylvestris, 1882 nucleotides. Its product is annotated as protein PHOSPHATE STARVATION RESPONSE 1-like. NCBI's taxonomy places the organism in Eukaryota, Viridiplantae, Streptophyta, Magnoliopsida, Lamiales, Oleaceae. The transcript has 2 exons. The record is from RefSeq and is a predicted model, not a curated record. Bases 1225 to 1542 code for a protein of 105 amino acids. Gene Ontology annotation, molecular function: DNA-binding transcription factor activity.
CUGUCAUAUAAUAAACUAGAUAGUGAAUGUCAGAUACUUAAAUAUUAAAGUUAGAAUUGAGUAUAUUACAACACUUCAUAUUUUUAUGUUGCUACAAUACUAAAAAAUAUAUAUUUGCAGCACAAUUUUAAUUCAAAAUUCUUAUUCUUCUGACUCUUAAACUCCAAUGCAUUGCUUGCACCAUGAAGUAAUCUAUCUUUUCAAACUAUUUCACUUAGCUCAAUCGUGAACAUAACUUCUUCAAUGACGUCUCUGGUUCAUGAUUGUCAUUGAAUUUAGAAUAUGCUAUAUAUGUUAUGCUACAUAUGAAAGGAAAUCUUCAUUGUCACUUCAGAUUUUUUUUUUUUUGGCAGAAUCUUCACAAAUAAAAAUGAAAAGAAAAGGACAUGUAUUGAAAAUCUGUCAUCUUUAGACAAGAAAAUGUAAGUUGCUUCUUUUACUUUUUUGAUCGGUAAAUUACUUCUUUUACUUAAGUUCAUGUCUUGUAGUUAAUGUAGUUUUUGGAGUUCGAUAAUUGUUAGUAUCUGAACCUCUGGGCACGAUAUUUAAUAUUUUAAAUGUUUCUCUUAGUUUAUAUAUGUUCCGUUUAAUUGGCUUCCUCUUCUAAUUCUCUGGCUUUGCACAUAUAUGUAGGAUGAUGAACCUCAUUUUCUACACUCGACUUCUUUUAAUUUUUUGAAUGGAGAUGUGCCUUGUUUCUUCUUUCUAUUGUGAUAUUAUAUGUUUUACCUUAUGCCACCAGUGACCAAACAAUUCGACAACUACACUUCAUACCUUUGCUCUACUGUUUUCUUCUCCCAGUUAUUCCUGUAGAAUAACAUGGAUGAUUGGUAGAUAUUAAUCUCUCUUAUAAUUUUUCAAGAGAAAAGGAUUAGAAGACCAUCAAUUUCAAAUUGAAAUUGAAGUAUGAAAAAGAAUUAGACAUUUCGGUAAAGUAGUUUGUUAUGGAAGUCUGUUGUGCUAAAGUUACAUAAUAUUCACAAACACGUUGGCAGAUGGAGGAUUAAUGAGUGACUCGUGUUUGUGGACAAUCUGGAACUAGCAAAUAUAUUGUGGUUUCAACGAGAAUGGUGGAACUUGUCAAAUUUUGGAAGUUUAAUAUCUUAGACAAUUCGUAAGGAUAGAUACAAUUAUAACUGAGCUCAGCUUCCUUUUAGUUUUUUAUAUUCUAUAUGUUCUGUCACUGAUUGUGUGCACCUCUGGUUUUUGAAUAGUUGACUGCAAAUGGAAGUCCAAAAGCCUUUUCAUGAGCAGCCUAAGAUUCAAAGAAAAUUGCAGCUUCGAAUAGAAGAACAAGGGCGUCACCUUCAGAUGAUGUUUGAGAAGCAGUUCAAGUCGUGCAUGGACUUCCUCAAGGGGACUUCAUCCACGAUUGAGAACCCCUUAAAGGACUUCAUGGAUUCAGUGGGAAAUGCUCUCUCCAAAGAUGACUCGGGAGAACAAGUCGAGGGUAGUGAAACAAGCGGGAAUUCAUCUAAUGUACCCAUAGGGGAAAUUCACGGGAUGUUGGAGAGAAACAUAAAGCUCAUGAGUCUGAAGUAGUUGGAAAUUGUGAAGCAAGUGUAGCUGGCGCGUCCAAUUUGUUACCAUGCAAGCAUGCUAAAGUGCAUGGUUAGGUUGUCUAAAUCCUGCAUAAGACUGAAUUGAUAAGGAGCUCUAGAACUCUGUAGUCCUUAGGAUGAAUUCUUAUGGGCAUUGGCUUAUGUUCUCCUCAACUUUUAGCUUAUAAGCAACUUAAGAUUCUACUUUUUGGCUGUCAUAUACUUGGAUUCCUUUGACAUUUGUCUGAGAAAAUGGAUACGGAAGAAUUUUGGUUUGAAAAUGAAGCCACCUUUUUGCUCCAUGGUUUGAGUUAUGAUCUCCAUGAGAGUUUAGCUUUGUA